This is a messenger RNA of Ustilaginoidea virens, 1344 nucleotides long. RefSeq lists its product as uncharacterized. Bases 1 to 1344 code for a protein of 447 amino acids. Lineage: Eukaryota; Fungi; Ascomycota; Sordariomycetes; Hypocreales; Clavicipitaceae. The record is from RefSeq and is a predicted model, not a curated record. The transcript is spliced from 2 exons.
AUGGCUAUGGCUGCGCACUCCCCGCCCGCCGAGCGCGACGACGACAUCUUCACCAGGAGCAACUGCCAUCCCGAGACGAGGGGCGAGUGCCUCGACUUUGCCCGCCUGGCCUUUCCCGAGGAGCACGUCGCCGAGGCCGACACGCAGGGCCACUGCUCCUACACGGUCGCCGUCUCCACCACCCAUCUCCUGCAGUUCCGCCCGGAGAGGUUCAAGCUCGACAUGGGCAUCUACGACGACGCGCGCCGCAUGUUCGGGCACGUGGUCGCGGAAACCACGUAUCUCGGGCCUCUGGGCGGCAUACCGCUCCGGGGCGAGGGGUACGACCGCCCCCUGCUGCACAUGUACCUCGUCGAGAGGCUGCCGGGGGUGCCGCUCGUCAGCCUGCUGGGCGAGCAGGAUGGUGGUGGUGGUGGUGGAGCUGAUGCUGCUUCUUCUUCUGCUUCUGCUGCUUCUGCUUCUGCUGCUGCUUCCGCCACGGAAUUCCGCGCCGCGCUCGUCCAGGACCUGGCCCGCAUCUUUGCGAUCGCGUACCACCACCGCCGGCCCCGGCGGGACCUGGCCGGCGCCCGGGGCCGCAUCGGCUCGUCCCUGCAACGCCGCGCGGAUCUCGUCGCCAAAAUCAAGGACCGCGAGGUCUGCCGCGAGGCCCAGUCCGUCCGGCACUACCUCGACCACAUCGAGCACCUGCCCUGGUGCCUGACGCACGGGGACCUCAUCCCCAGCAACAUGCUGGUGGACCCGGCCACGGGCCGGAUAACCGGUCUGCUGGACUGGGCCGAGGGGGAGUGGCUGCCCCUCGGGGUGGGCAUGUACGCCGUGGACGAGAUCCUGGGCGCCGACGACGCGGCGCGCGGGUUCGUCUUCUCCCCGCACCAUCAGCAGCUGAGGAUGCUGUUCUGGAAGACGUUUCUGGGUCUCUGCGAGGCGUCGGCCCCGGCGUCGGCCCCGGCCCCGGCCCCGGCCCCGGCCCCGCUGGACGUCGGCUCCAGGUGCGUGCUGAGGGAGGUCGAGAUGGCCAGGAGGAUGGGCCUGCUGCUCUGGAGGGGCAUAGCCUUUGACGACGGGAGGCUGGACCGGCCGGUGGAACGAGGGCGCGACGACGCGGAGCUCAAGAAGCUCAAGGUGCUGCUGGGCGCGCCCGGCGCCACGGACUGCCUGGUGUGGGUGGAGGGCUUCGAGUGCGAGGAGGAGCAGGACAAUGCGUGGUACUGGGGCAGGUGGAUGGGCGGUUGCUUUGGCGUUCUGGUCGAUUUCUCCGAGGCCAAAGUCCUGGCGGAGUCGGAGCACCCCAGCCUGCGCUGGGCAGGCGGUACCUUGUACCUGGGGGUUGAGGGCUGGUAA